Molecule: messenger RNA, 1026 nt
Organism: Elephantulus edwardii (Cape elephant shrew)
Lineage: Eukaryota; Metazoa; Chordata; Mammalia; Macroscelidea; Macroscelididae
Gene: PRSS27
Product: protease, serine 27
Biological process (GO): proteolysis
Molecular function (GO): serine-type endopeptidase activity
Source: RefSeq, a predicted model, not a curated record
AUGGAGCCUUGCAGCCAGCUCAUGCUCCCCAGCCACUGGCCCGCUGUCCUGACCUGCACGCCUACCAGAGCCAAGAACAUGAGGACUCCGCCUGUGGCUCUGCUCCUCCUGCUUCUCUGCCUGGCCUGCGGCCGCCCACGAAUGCUCAACCGGAUGGUGGGCGGGGAGGACGCGCAGGAGCGCGAGUGGCCGUGGCAGGUCAGCAUCCAGCGGAACGGAAGCCACUUCUGCGGGGGCAGCCUCAUCAGCGCGCGCUGGGUGCUCACGGCCGCACAUUGCUUCUCCAAUACCUCAGAAAUGUCCCUGUACCGUGUCCUGCUGGGGGCUCUGCAGCUGGUGAAUCCAGGGCCACAUGCUGUAUAUGCCCAGGUGAAGCACGUAGAGAGUAACCCUCUAUAUCAGGGCAUGGCCUCCAGCGCUGACGUGGCCUUGGUGGAAAUGCAGGAGCCAGUGACCUUCACCAACCACAUCCUCCCUGUAUGCAUGCCUGACCCCUCUGUCAUCUUCAAGGCCGGCAUGAACUGCUCAGUGACUGGUUGGGGCAGUCCCAGCGAGCAAGACCGCUUGCCCAACCCGAGAAUACUACAGAAGUUGGCUGUCCCCAUCAUCGACACACCGAGGUGCAACCGACUCUACAGCAAAGACACAGACUCAGAAUUCCAGCCCCAAACCAUCAAGGAUGACAUGCUGUGUGCUGGCUUCGCCGAGGGCAAGAAGGAUGCCUGCAAGGGAGACUCGGGGGGCCCUUUGGUGUGCCUCGUAGACCACUUGUGGAUACAGGCAGGAGUGAUCAGCUGGGGUGAAGGCUGUGCCCGUCGGAACCGUCCUGGCGUCUACAUCCGGGUCACUGCCCACUACGACUGGAUCCACCGCAUCAUCCCGGAGCUGCAGUUCCAAGCUGUAGGCACCAGAGGGAGCCAGAAGCGAGGCCCGCAGGGCCGCCAGCCGCGAGGGGACAGCGCGGCGCAGGGGCUGGGCGCGCACGCGGGCCUCGUGGGCCUCGUCGCCCUACUUGGAGCGCUCUGA